Messenger RNA from Motacilla alba alba, 480 nucleotides. RefSeq names its product helix-loop-helix protein 1-like. Gene Ontology annotation, molecular function: DNA-binding transcription factor activity, RNA polymerase II-specific; RNA polymerase II cis-regulatory region sequence-specific DNA binding; protein dimerization activity. NCBI's taxonomy places the organism in Eukaryota, Metazoa, Chordata, Aves, Passeriformes, Motacillidae. The transcript has a single exon. The record is from RefSeq and is a predicted model, not a curated record. Gene Ontology annotation, biological process: regulation of transcription by RNA polymerase II. Bases 91 to 432 code for a protein of 113 amino acids.
UGUCCCCGGGAUCCCUUUGGAUCUGUCCCCAGGAUCCCUUUGGAUCUCUCCCCGGGAUCCCUUUGCCGCCGUCCCCUCUCCCCCGCGACGAUGAUGCUGAACUCGGAGCCUUCCUCCCUCGCCGUCCCCUCGGCUCACCCCGAGCCCGAGCCCGCGCCGGGGGCCGGUGCCGGUGCCGGUGCCGGUGCGGGCCCGGCGGGCAAGGAGCCGCUGAGCCGCGAGGAGCGGCGGCGCCGGCGGCGCGCCACGGCCAAGUACCGCACGGCGCACGCCACGCGCGAGCGCAUCCGCGUCGAGGCCUUCAACGUGGCCUUCGCCGAGCUGCGGCGCCUGCUGCCCACGCUGCCCCCCGACAAGAAACUGUCCAAGAUCGAGAUCCUGCGCCUGGCCAUCUGCUACAUCUCCUACCUGAACCACGUCCUGGACGUCUGAGGUGUCCGUCUGUCUGUCCCUGUGUCCGUCUGUCCGUCCGUGCGUCCG